ACAGGAGAAAAGCCUUUCACAUGUACUGAGUGCGGCAAAAGUUUUAGAGAAAAGAGUAGUUUGAGAAAACAUGAAAGGAUUCACACAGGAGAAAAGCCUUACACAUGUACAGAGUGUGGAAAAAGCUUUACACAAAUGAGUACUCUGAAAUCCCAUGAACUGAUUCACACAGGAGAAAAGCCUUUCACAUGUACAGAGUGUGGAAAAAGUUUUACACAAAUAAGUAGUCUGAACAAUCAUGAAAUGAAUCACACAGGAGAAAAGCCGUUCACAUGUACAGGGUGUGGAAAAAGUUUUACAAAAAUAAGUGAUCUGAAAAAGCAUGGAAGAAUUCACACAGGGGAAAAGCCUUUCACAUGUACAGAGUGUGGAAAAAGUUUUACAGAAAAGAGAAAUCUGAAAACUCAUGAAAGGAUUCACACAGGAGAAACCCCUUUCACAUGUACAGAGUGUGGGAAAAGUUUUACACAAAUGGAUUGUUUGAAAAUGCAUGAAAGGAGUCACACAGGAGAAAAGCCUUUCACAUGUAAAGAGUGUGGAAAAAGCUUUACACAAAUGAGUAGUCUGAAAAAGCAUGAAAAGAUUCACACAGGGGAAAAGCCUUUCACAUGUACAGAGUGUGGAAACAGUUUUACACAAAUGAGUGAUCUGAAAAAUCAUAAAAGGAUUCACACUGGGGAAAAGCCUUUCACAUGUACAGAGUGUGGAAAAAGUUUUACACAUAAGAGAAAUCUGAAAACUCAUGAAAGUAUUCACAAGGGAAGAAACCUUUCACAUGUUUAGAAAGUGGAAAAGGUUUUUAUUGAAAUCAGGUAUCACAAAACACCAACUAUUUACACACAAAUAAACUUUAUAUACACAGUGUACAAACCUUUUCACAAUUAUCCUAAAGAGGACAAACUCUCUAAAUAGAAGCAUCAAAAGAGAUGUUAUUGUAAAUAAUACUUUCUAAAACCAGUUAUAGAAGCCUCAGAUUGGAAGUGCUCUCCUGCUGUCAUCUUUUCCUUUAUAUAUAUGUGCACCUCAAUUUCUCUCAUAUAAAUGUGAUAGAAUCCAAACACCACACAGGAAUAUACAACUCUGUCCUCAUACUGAUCAGUUUACGCAACCAUUCACCACCAAAACACCCCCAGUGUUUUUUAUUAAUAUGCCAGUGUUAGGAGUUGUACAUUUGAUUUACAUAGGGGAGAAAAUAAUUACAUUUACAGAAUAAAGGAGUCUUUAUAUGAAUAGAGUGUUAGACAAUUAUAUAAACAAGAACAUCAGUCUCAAAUGAUUGACAUCUAGGAGACAUAUUUAAUGUGCACAUCAUGUGGAUAAACCUUUUCUUAUAGCAAUAGAUGCUUAGCAUUGUACAUGUUAUAUACCAGAGGAAUUACUGAGGGGAAACUGAUUUUAUUUAAUGAGACACAAUAUCAGUAACCGGUACAUACGUGAUCAUAAUCAGUUUAAUUUAAAUGGCUACUAUAACCUACAUGUAAACUGGGUAUGUAAUAUGUGUAUCAUGUUCUGUAACUGGAUAUUAUGUCUGUUAGAUGUUUUCAUGUUAGUUAGAAGCCACAAGAACUGAUAAUAGCACAUACUGUAUAUACAUGUGUAUCGGCUCCAAAACAAAGUACCGGUAUAUAUUUGUCUCAAAUAAGCUGCUUACAAGCACAAGACUUGCAUGUUAAUUUACUUUGCCACCGCUAUUUGCAAUCAAGAGUUGCAGCUUAUUUGAGACAAAUAUAUACUUUGUUUUGGAGCCGAUACACAUGUAUUAAUAUCUGUAAUUGAAUAAUCUUUAUGUGUAUUCGCUCACAGUAUUUUAGUUAAGUGAUUAUCUCACUUAUGAUAUUUAAUUAAAUAUAUCGGUCUCUAUAUAAUAAUAACAACUGAUAAUAUCUUUUGUCAUUUCAAGUGCUACUUUUUAUAUCUGCCUUUGCAUUUCACUUGAUACCUUAUAAGAGGGGUAUUUACUAAAUGCUAUUUGAAUUUAUUUGUACAUGAUAUUCUUUAUAAUACUGAGAAAGUAGUAAUUUAUAGUACUGAGUUUAAGCUACUUUUAACAGUGUGUGUAGGAGUCUGGCUGGAAUCUGUUGGCAAUUUUCUUAAUAAAGAUAUUUAGUAUGUAUGUGCCAAUUUGAAAGCUAAUUUUUCUUUCAUAUAUAUAGGAAUAGAGUUGGGCAAUCUUUCUUUUUCUUGCAAUUCCUUUUGCAUUUCAAGUACAUAACAAUAAUAAACUGAUCUAACAUA
Molecule: messenger RNA, 2235 nt
Organism: Bombina bombina (fire-bellied toad)
Lineage: Eukaryota; Metazoa; Chordata; Amphibia; Anura; Bombinatoridae
Product: oocyte zinc finger protein XlCOF6-like
Exons: 1
Biological process (GO): regulation of transcription by RNA polymerase II
Molecular function (GO): RNA polymerase II cis-regulatory region sequence-specific DNA binding; DNA-binding transcription factor activity
Source: RefSeq, a predicted model, not a curated record